GAGACCAAAUCUCAACUUAUGUACUGCCGCGCAAGUUACAAAAAGGGACCGUCUUCCUUGCAUACAGAAAGAAAAACCCUAAACCCUAAUUUUGUCUCUCUCUAAAAUCUGAAACACUUUCUGUGUAUCAAAACCAGUAUCACCAUGGCUGAACUCAAGCUCUCAGAGACCCGAGACCUAACCCGAAUUGAACGCAUAGGAGCGCACUCCCACAUCAGAGGGCUAGGGUUGGACUCAGCCCUGGAACCGCGAGCCGUCUCGGAAGGCAUGGUAGGCCAAACAUCGGCUCGCAAAGCUGCUGGGGUCAUCCUCCAAAUGAUAAAGGACGGAAAAAUCGCAGGUCGUGCCGUGCUUCUUGCAGGCCAACCGGGCACAGGGAAAACCGCAAUAGCAAUGGGUAUGGCGAAAUCCUUAGGUCAAGAAACUCCUUUCGCGAUGAUAUCCGGUAGCGAAAUCUUCUCCUUGGAAAUGUCAAAGACAGAGGCUUUGAUGCAGGCUUUUAGGAAAGCAAUUGGAGUGCGAAUUAAAGAAGAAACAGAGAUAGUUGAAGGUGAAGUUGUGGAAGUUCAAAUUGAUAGACCAGCUGUGGCUGGUGCUGCGUCCAAGACUGGGAAAUUGACAUUAAAGACUACGGAGAUGGAGACUAUUUAUGACUUGGGUGCCAAGAUGAUUGAGGCGUUAGGGAAGGAGAAAGUGCAGAGUGGGGAUGUGAUUGCAAUUGAUAAAGCUUCUGGAAAGAUUAGUAAGCUUGGAAGGUCUUUUUCACGGUCAAGGGAUUAUGAUGCUAUGGGUCCACAGGUUAAGUUUGUUCAGUGUCCUGAUGGUGAGUUGCAGAAGAGGAAAGAGGUUGUGCAUUGUGUUACUCUUCAUGAAAUUGAUGUCAUUAAUAGCAGAACACAGGGAUUUCUAGCUCUGUUCACUGGUGAUACUGGUGAAAUCCGUGCAGAAGUAAGGGAACAAAUUGACACAAAGGUGGCAGAAUGGAGAGAGGAAGGAAAAGCAGAGAUUGUGCCUGGUGUUCUCUUCAUCGAUGAGGUUCACAUGCUUGACAUUGAAUGCUUCUCUUUCCUGAAUCGUGCUCUUGAGAAUGAGAUGGCUCCAAUUUUAGUUGUUGCAACCAACAGAGGGAUCACUACAAUUCGAGGCACAAACUACAAAUCUCCACAUGGUAUUCCAAUAGAUCUCCUUGAUCGCCUGCUGAUCAUCACAACUCAGCCUUAUACAAAGGAUGAAAUCCGCAAGAUUGUGGACAUUAGAUGCCAAGAAGAAGAGGUGGAGAUGUCUGAAGAGGCCAAGUCUUUAUUGACGCAUAUUGGGGUAGAAACAUCCUUGAGAUAUGCCAUCCAUCUCAUUACUGCUGCUGCAUUGGCUUGCCAGAGGCGGAAGGGAAAGCUUGUAGAAAGUGAGGACGUUACUCGAGUUUACACUCUGUUUCUCGAUGUGAAAAGGUCAACACAAUACUUGAUGGAGUAUCAGAACCAGUACAUGUUUAAUGAAGCACCAGUAGUGGAUGCUAAUGAAGAUAACGCCAAUGCUAUGCUUUCUUGAAAGUAACUUGGACAUGGAGAUUUUUGUAGUUUCUUUGUUCCUAAUUUAAUGAUGAUAGGCAGCAGCAACAUGAUGAAUAUGUUACUGUGGUUUUGGGUUUCAUGUCAGCUCUGUGAUUCUAAUGUGCAUUAAUGAAUGUGAUCAUUUUCAUAUCAA
Messenger RNA from Ricinus communis (castor bean), 1704 nucleotides. RefSeq names its product ruvB-like 2. Gene Ontology annotation, cellular component: Swr1 complex; Ino80 complex; NuA4 histone acetyltransferase complex. Gene Ontology annotation, molecular function: DNA helicase activity; ATP hydrolysis activity; ATP binding. The record is from RefSeq and is a predicted model, not a curated record. Lineage: Eukaryota; Viridiplantae; Streptophyta; Magnoliopsida; Malpighiales; Euphorbiaceae. The coding region runs from base 145 to 1548 and encodes 467 amino acids. Gene Ontology annotation, biological process: box C/D snoRNP assembly; regulation of transcription by RNA polymerase II; chromatin remodeling. The transcript is spliced from 2 exons.